GGAGGAAAUAGAAAGAGACCAUUCCUUAUUAAUGGUCCGGCCCGUUUCCGAUGCAAACAGUAUCAUUUGAAGGGUCAGGUUUCUAUAAGGUGACCGCCGCAUACUGUAAAAGUAAAGCGGACCUGUAGAGCUUCUCUACAAGUCAGAUGUCGAAAAUGAUUUGAAAAAACUAGAUUUUUAAAUAUAAAUUUUAAAUUUUAAAAAUAGGAUGGAUCUGGAGGUCGAGAUGAUCAACCGGAUUGUUCUCCAAUGUCGGGUCUUUUGGAGGAUUUUUUAGGUGAAUAAUAUGAAGUUACAACAAAGGUGAAUGGUACAAUACCAAUUUUUUUUCCUUAUUUUAAAAAUAUAUAUAUAUAUAGAGAGAGAGAAAAGGGAGCGAGCAUAAUUGGCUGCAAUGGCCGCAAUCGAAAUGCCCAACAUCCGCUUCCACCAACUGUUGGGUGGAAUGGCUCAAAGAAACACCUUCGCCUGCAACAGCCUCAUUCGAGCCCACUUCGAAGCCAAAAAUUAUCGCACUGCUCUCUCUCUCUACCACCAAAUGCUCCUCAAUGGCACCCCUUUUGACAAUUUCACAUUCCCAUGCGUCUUAACAACUUGUCGACAUUCAAAUCACUUGUUCUUGGGCAAACAAGUCCACGCUCAGUUAACAAAGCUUGGUUUUGCGUCCGAUAAUUUUGUAUGCACUGCGCUUAUUGGAAUGUAUGGUGAAUUGGAUAGUAUUGAAAUUGCUCGCCAUGUACUUGAUGAAAUGCCUCAAAGAAACUCUAUUGCUUGGACCAUUUUGCUUGGAUUUCAUGCUAAUGGUGAUAACCCACAAUUGGGUUUACAAACAUUUUUUGAAAUGGAAGCUUCCGCUUCAAGGUUGAUCCUGAAAAUUGGGUUCCAAGGAGAUUUGUUGGUUGGUAACGCGCUUUUGUCAAUGUAUUUGGAUUGCAGAUUCAUGGAUUUUGCUCGAGAAGUAUUCAAUCAAAUAGAGGUUAAGGAUGUUGUUACUUGGACUGCUAUGAUUAAUGGGUAUGUGAAGAAUGGGAGCUUCAAUGAAGGCUUAAAGUUGUUUCGGAAGAUGCUAUUUAGUGGGAUAAGGCCCGACCCAUCAUCUAUAUCAAGUAUACUUCCUGCAUGUGCUAGAGUGUCGGCUCACAAACAUGGAAAGGAGAUUCAUUGCUAUGUGACUAAAUGUGAAUUGGCUAAGAAUUUGGUGGUGGAUAAUGCACUAGUCGACAUGUAUGCGAAAUCAGGGAGCAUUGAAUAUGCAACAAAGAUUUUUGAGAAGAAUUGUGAGCGCGAUGUGGUCUCAUACACUGUGAUGGUAGAGGGUUGCAGCUUACACGGUCUAGGAGAACUUGGGGUGAGCUUAUUUCAUGAGAUGAGAGAAGAAGGAAUUGAACCUGAUCAUGUCGCAUACUCUGCUGUUCUCCGGGCUUGCAAAGCCGGAGCUUUGGUUGAGGAGGGCAAGCUCUUCUUUGAUUGUAUCGAACAACCAGAAAUUGAGGACUAUAUCUCAAUGGUCAGCCUCCUUUGCCGUGCUAACUUGUUCGAUGAAGCUCGAGCUUUCAUAGAAGAGCAUGGCAUUGUUCACUGUGCGCAAACACAAAGCACUCUACUCGAUGGGUGCAGAAUGCAUCGGAAAAAACAGAUGGGGAAGCGCAUGAUUGAGCAAUUGAUCGAGUUAGAUCCUUAUAAUUCCAACAAUUAUGUGCUGUUGUCCAAUAUAUAUGCCUCAAUGGGGAAGUGGGGCAUGGUCUCGAGCUUGAGGGAGAUGAUAAUGGACUUGGGUUUGAAGCCUAUGCAUGCAUACAGUUGGAUUGUGGUUCGAAACAAGGCCCAUGUAUUCGGUGUUGCAGAUGUCUCACACCCAAGAUCACAGAGGAUUUAUUGGGAAUUGGAGGCGUUGAUGGAGAAGAUGAGACAGAGUGGGCAUGUUCUGGAGAAUGACUUUUCUAUGCAUGAUGUGGAUGAAGAGAGGGAGUGCAUUCCAAGUGGUCAUAGUGAGAUGUUAGCCAUUGGUUUUGGGUUGAUAAGCAUUCAAUCUAGAGUGCCCAUUCGGGUAGUGAAGAACCUUAGAGUUUGUCGCAAUUGCCAUUCUAUGGCAGAGUGGAUAUCAAAGUUCGUCGACCGUGAGAUUGUGUUGAAAGAUCGCGAUCAGUUCCACCAUUUCAAAGAUGGUAAUUGUUCAUGUGGGGAACUAUGGUGAUCUGAUAAACGGUAGGUUUUUCACACAAAUCUUAAGAAGUUCAGACCUGCAAACAGUCAUCAGACAGCUUUUCAAUGAGACAGUCAUGGUGCAUUUGAUCCAUGGGCAUCGGCGUCUAGAGCCGAAGAUGCCCGGGCUCUCUAAACCCUUGGACAAAUGCAAAUCUCUCCAUUGUUAGGCACUUGGCCUCAUAUAUACUCAAGGCAAGACAUGGUUGGAGGAAAUAUAAGACUUGACAAGGUGAAAGCUAGUGAUGAGAGUAGGGUUCAAAGUGAAUAACAUUAACUAUGUGACAUUGUAGUUGAACUUUGAACUCACAGAAAAUAUCAUGUGUAUAUCAUCCUACCGUUGGAUUCUAAGGUUGGCUGCAGAUCUGGACCAUCGAUCUACUUUGUUCGAUAAUCUGGGGUUCUAUUCAGAGGUGAUAAAUAGCACUUUUGUAAGGCUACUUUUUGUCAUUGAUAAGUAUCUGAAGUCCCAGGGAAAUUAUCAUUUUUGUAAUCUAAUUUGAGUAUGUAAUUUCAUAUCAGAAUCCGAUGCAUCCGACUCCAAUUUAGUGGGAAAGAGCUUUGAUGA
This is a messenger RNA of Amborella trichopoda, 2770 nucleotides long. NCBI's taxonomy places the organism in Eukaryota, Viridiplantae, Streptophyta, Magnoliopsida, Amborellales, Amborellaceae. The record is from RefSeq and is a predicted model, not a curated record.